Messenger RNA from Caenorhabditis briggsae, 573 nucleotides. RefSeq names its product Protein CBR-SOD-4 (gene Cbr-sod-4). Lineage: Eukaryota; Metazoa; Nematoda; Chromadorea; Rhabditida; Rhabditidae. Gene Ontology annotation, biological process: removal of superoxide radicals. Gene Ontology annotation, molecular function: superoxide dismutase activity; copper ion binding. The transcript has 5 exons. The coding region runs from base 1 to 573 and encodes 190 amino acids. The record is from RefSeq and is a predicted model, not a curated record.
AUGAAGAAUCGUGUAAUUUUGGUUCUCGCCCUACUAGCAUGCACUGAAGCUGCUUCUGAAGUUAUCCGUGCCAGAGCUUACAUCUUCAAAGCAGUAGAAGGUCAAAUCCCUACCGAAUUGAUUGGGACCAUCGAUUUCGAUCAAUCUGGAAGUUUUCUGAAAUUGAAUGGAUCUGUAUCCGGACUGGCAGCUGGAAAACAUGGAUUCCAUAUUCAUGAGAAAGGAGAUACUGGAAAUGGAUGUUUGAGUGCUGGUAGCCAUUACAAUCCACACAAAUUGAGUCACGGAGCACCUGAUGAUUCAAACAGACACAUUGGGGAUCUGGGAAAUAUUGAGUCACCGGUAAGUAAGUACCUCAUCCUUAUGAUUCAGGCUUCUGGAGACACUGCCAUCUCGGUGUCUGAUUCUCUUGCAUCUCUCAGUGGACAAUAUUCGAUCAUUGGUAGAAGUGUUGUGAUUCAUGAGAAGACUGAUGACCUGGGCCGUGGAAAUUCAGACCAAUCAAAGACAACUGGAAAUGCUGGUGCUCGUCUAGCCUGCGGAACAAUCGGUACGUUCCCGUUCCCCACUUAA